Molecule: messenger RNA, 1698 nt
Organism: Penicillium coprophilum
Lineage: Eukaryota; Fungi; Ascomycota; Eurotiomycetes; Eurotiales; Aspergillaceae
Product: putative MFS sugar transporter
Exons: 2
Coding region: 1-1698 (565 amino acids)
Biological process (GO): carbohydrate transport; transmembrane transport
Cellular component (GO): membrane
Molecular function (GO): carbohydrate:proton symporter activity
Source: RefSeq, a predicted model, not a curated record
AUGGCAACCAAAGCUCGCCAUGACUUGGUGGAAGUCUCGUUUGAUGAGAUCCCCCUAGGGCAAGGGUCACAUUCCCACCAUGAGGACAUUUUUUCUGAUCUAUCAGCCCGCAUCCCCAGCCUACAGCCGCUCUCAUCGGGCGCCAGAGCAGCUACCAAGGCAGAGCAAAAGAUGUCACUGCUUACCGGCUGUCAACUUUACCCAAAGGCAAUCUUCUGGUCAAUUUUCCUCUCUUUCACUAUCAUUAUGGAAGGCUACGAUACGACACUUCUCGUCAGCUUCUUUACAUUCCCGGGCUUUAAACAGAAAUAUGGAGCUCCAGACCCAUCUCAACCCGGAAACUUUGAAAUAUCCCCCAAGUGGCAAUCCGCCUUGACCUCUUCAGCUGUGGUAGGCCAAAUUAUCGGGUUGGUUUUGAACGGCUUUCUCGCAGACCGGUUCGGCUAUCGCCGGACAAUACUGACGGCGUUGGUCUCCUUGUGUUGUUUUAUAUCCUUGCCUUUCUUCGCUGUGAAUGUUCAAAUGUUUCUGGCCGGCCAGGUUCUAUGCGGCAUUCCGUGGGGAAUCUUUCAGACCUUGGCCACAACGUAUGCGGCAGAGGUUCUGCCAGUUGCACUUCGGGCGUAUGUUUUGAGUAGCAUGAACAUCUGUUGGUUGGUAGGACAGCUCUGUGCUGUUGGAGUAGUCCGCAGCCAAGCAGGCAAUGGAACGGAGUGGGCAUACCGCUUACCACUGGCCUUACAGUGGGCAUUAGCGUUUCCCAUUAUCAUCGGCGUUUAUUUUGCACCCGAGUCCCCAGGGUGGCUGAUUCGCAAAGAGCGGCCCGAGGAAGCCAGAAGAACAUUAUUACGCCUUACCACAGCCCACGGAGACAGUUUCAACGUUGACGAGGUAGUAGCGAUGAUGACACAUACCAAUGAGACAGAGAAAUAUCUGGGCAACGGUCAAAUUACAUACUUGGACUGCUUCAAAGGGAUUAAUCUCCGACGGACGGAGAUUGCUUGCAUGAUCUGGAUUACACAGCAAGCGUCGUUCUCCAGCUCGGGGACUUACGCUGCAUAUUUCUAUGAGCAAGCCGGUCUCAGCGUGCAAAAUUCCUUCAGCCUUGCCAUCGGUAUGUACGGCAUAGCUAUUGUUGGCGCGAUCCUGUCGUGGUUUUGGAUGAGGAGAGCCGGGCGCCGUAGGAUCUACCUCAUUGGUCUCGCUGCCUCAAUGGUUAUUCUCGCCAUUGCAGGGAGUAUUGGGUUCCUACCUACCACAAAUUCCCAGUCAUGGGCUCUUGGGGGUCUGAUUACCUUCCUCACAUUUAUCUACAACCUCAGCAUUGGGCCUAUAUGUUAUGUCCUCGUUGCAGAAGUUCCUUGCACCCGGCUGCGAGUUAAGACUGUUAUCCUCGCACGUAUCGUUUACAAUGUGGCCUCUAUCGCGACCAAUGUCAUCACCCCACGAAUGCUGAAUCCUACAGCCUGGAACUGGAAGGGCAAGUCGUGCUUUUUCUUUCUGGGAUUCAGCGCCGUGUGUUUUAUUUGGUGCUAUCUACGACUACCAGAGACAUUCGGGUUAAGUUACUUGGAGAUUGAUAUCCUGUUUGAAAAGAGGGCAAAAACCAGCAAGUUCCGAGAGCUCCAACGGCAUCUAGCGAAUAGAGGGUAUUUUAGCGUGCCAGAUGAGAUUCAAAAGCAGCCCGCCAUGUGGUGA